Messenger RNA from Didymodactylos carnosus, 2103 nucleotides. Lineage: Eukaryota; Metazoa; Rotifera; Eurotatoria; Philodinida; Philodinidae. The record is from the annotation of a GenBank genome assembly.
AUGUUAACAGAAGCAACACUUUUCCUGUUGGUCUUACCCACUAUUGUUAAUGGUAUUAAAUGCACAGAUUGUACACAAUCGAACAUAGCGUUCAUUAACGCAUCCGGACCAUUAUCCUCAACAUGUGAAAAUCGUAUCAUCUCAAAUGCUACUCAAUGUCAAGUUAUGUUUCAAAUGAACUAUCUAAUAAAACAAAUUUGGAUUCUUGAUUUUAGUUUACCCUACGAAGGCUUGCAUUCAUCACUCGUUAAUUACAAAAUAGAUCAAACCGUAGCUUUGGUAUCUUCUAAUAUGAAAUAUGUUGCUACAACGUAUAUUUGUAGUACAGAAGAUAAUUGCGCUGAAAAAUUUUAUUUUGAUAUUAUUGAAAAAUUAAUUCAGAAGGAAUCAAUCCUGGACGAAAUUCAAAGUGAAUUAUCAUUUGCUGCUAACACAAGUACUACUAGUCCAGUUCAUAAAUGUUAUGAUACUUGGACUAAUCAAACAGUGAACUGUAGUCUAUGCUAUGGAUCGUUACAGAUUAAAUAUGGGUCGAUUACAGAAGACCGACGCUGUGAUCCCAAAGACAGUGGUCCGAGUUUAGAAAGUAAAAUAAUACAAAAUAAUCCAUCAUUACCAUCUGAUGACCAAAAUGGUUUUUCUUAUCGCUGUAAUAACCAAAAUCUAUGCAAUACGAAAGAACAGCUAUAUAAAAUCAAAGAAUUAUCAAAUCAGUUUUAUACAUGGAUCUUGUUUAAUAUGACAACAACUGCCUCAACUACUUCGUCUACGACAACAACAAGUCUGUUAACAAGUUCUACGGUCGAUAGCAGGACUACAACAAAGAAUUUAAGUGCUCAAAUGUUUGCACUAGGUGAUCAACUUGUCAUUAUCACACUCUUAUGCUUUUCUCUCUUUCGUGGUUCAUUUUUCUUGUAAAAAGCACUCUUUCAUCUCCAAAUCAAGAUUGCUUUCUUCCUAAGAUACUACACGAUACAAUCUUUUCGCCAUGAGAGUUUAGAGACCACCUUAUUUUUCGCUAAAUGUUUGGUAAACGUAUGUUGCAGUCAUGAAUAAGGAUUAGACCUUGGUAAUUUCGGAUCUGUACCUUGUGUGUGAGGGCACGGUUGAGUGGAGCUCCGAGGAAUCAACCACUAAACCCUCCUCUGCCUUUAGCGUCUGAGCCAGCUGCGAAGCACUAUUCUGAUGCCACUUUCAUAAGUUACUCUAAUUUGCUGAUUGUUUCUGGACUCCCUUUUAGCGCGCAACGGUUAACUGAGAAGCGCAGAAGAUCAAGAAUCCUUGAUACCUCCUCACCCCGUAGAGAUUUCUGCGCAAUGAGGAGGAGAAACUUUCGGUAACACCGAGCGCCAACAUAGCUAACAAUUUUUAUGUUGUAAAAUAGUACAACAAUUAGUACAACAAAAUGCAUGCGCAUUACAAUGGUUUUCAUCACAUAGGAAAUUAGUUUAUCGACGAGAUUUCCAUUGAUACGCUGGAAAAAACUUUUUGUGUAUGAAAUUCGGAAUCAGCGCAAUCGAGUACAUAUUUUAUAUGUCUAAUGCAAAAAUAUUGCUUUGACAAUAUCGCUUUGAUGAAUAACAACUUUUACAAUUGCAGCAGCGAUUAUUCGGUAUUUAUGAAAGGAUUACGACGGAACAUUGUAAAGUUGCAAACAGGUUUUAUUGAAGUGAUACGCUCAGCACUUUUAUAUUCUAUAAAAUAAACCGAUAUUUUUGAUCUAUAAUCCAAUUUCCAUAUUUUUUCAUUUUUUUAUAUUCGGCGCGUAUACAUAUCACCAAAGUCCUUAUCACUGCGGCAGAACAUUUUGCAUUACCAGCGCUUUCUUCUCGUUAAAAACUUACUUUGCCCCGCUCAAUAUUGUUUCUACAACACCCAGAUCACCCAGAAAUAUAAACAAUCAAGGCCAAACAGCAGACAAAACGUUAACCCCAAGUUAUGCAAGCGACUUAUCUUUAACAUUAAAUCGAACAUAUAUAAGGCGCCGCUAAUUCAAAAGAAUUGCAAGUUCUUAUUUUUCACUUAAAACUAUAUCAUUCGAUACAAAAUUUCACGGUGAUUACGAAUAUCACCUUUUGAAUUGAUUUUGAUCCAGUUUUGGGG